This is a messenger RNA of Lactuca virosa, 540 nucleotides long. The record is from the annotation of a GenBank genome assembly. Lineage: Eukaryota; Viridiplantae; Streptophyta; Magnoliopsida; Asterales; Asteraceae.
AUGAAUACAAAGUUGGUUGCAUUUUUAGCUGUUAAACCAUUACAACAGAAGUUUCUAGAGAAUGAAGAAAGACAAGAAGAAGAUCAAGAUAUGAAUGUUGACGACCCAAUAAAUUUGGGUUUAGAGAAUAAUAUUGACGAGGAAACUAUUAGACAUCCGCACAAUCCAGAAAGACAAAUAAAAUUUGAAGGCAUAAAUGUUGAUGACAAUAUAAAUUUGGCUUUAGAGGUGAAUAAUAUAGACGAAACUAUUGGAAAGAAGAAUUUAGAAGAGAAUGUUGAGAGCAAAAAUCUUGUUGAGGGUGGUGAAAUGAUUGGUGGGGAGAAGAUUAGGGGGUGGAAUAUUGUAGAGAAGGUGGUUGGAGACAACAUAGGUGGGAGCUCAAUUGUUACACCAAAACACGAUCCAAAAGGUAUGAAUAUUGUAGACAAGAUGGUUGGAGACAACAACAUAGGUGAGAGCUCAAUUGUUACACCAAAACACAAUCCAAAAGAAACUGGUGAUAAUUCUGAGGGUAAUGAUGAAGAUGGAGAGUUAUAA